Trichophyton verrucosum HKI 0517 is the source of this 1446-nucleotide messenger RNA. RefSeq lists its product as uncharacterized. The transcript has 2 exons. NCBI's taxonomy places the organism in Eukaryota, Fungi, Ascomycota, Eurotiomycetes, Onygenales, Arthrodermataceae. Bases 1 to 1446 code for a protein of 481 amino acids. The record is from RefSeq and is a predicted model, not a curated record.
AUGACUACCACCCCGCCGCCGUCGUCCGCUAUCCGGACUCCUCCCACUCCUCGCUACGGCUCUCGAUACGACAACUACGAGCCGUAUUCCCCUCGCCGCUCCAAACGCAUUGCUGACCAGCAACAUCUGUUCAGCGGCUCUGCUGCUGCCCUAGACGCGAGUACGACUGGUCUUGUCAAAGAACACGCCUUAAGACGCGAUCAGGAGCUACAUCAGCUUGGCAUCAGUGGUAGAGCUACUUACUCUCCACCACACUCACAAGUUAGCUCUCCUAAGCGAAGUAGUGAAAGACUGGACAUGAACUCUCCUUCUCUUUCACCACCACCAAAGAACAGAGUCAGAUCUGAACCUGUUUCAUCUUCACUUCCUCACUCCUCAUCCUCUUCUUCAUACAGAAGCACAAUGGAUGGCAAUACCAACAGCAGCUUGGCUGCCAACGGAAUGCUUCCUACGCCAGCGAAGACUCCUCGUAAGAAGCAAAUCGAAGACCUUGGACCUACAGCCCGCACUCUAUUCUCCAGCAGCUCCAAGCCUGCCCAAGACCCAGCAGCCAUGAUGCCGAAGCGUUCCAAGAAGUACUCAGGCUUUUCACUUGAGAGCUUUGAGGCUGACCCUCAGCAGGCUAGUCAGGAGCCUAUAGCUAUAUUUACCGACUCUCGAGAUCGAAUUCCCCAAGUGAACAAUAGCCCAGACAAUCCCUUCCGCAGCAAGCCUGCCGAAGGUGAACCAUCCUCCUCCAAGCUUUCUGCAGAGGCUGGCAAACGCAGAAAGCUCGAUGAAAGUAGCCGCAAGCGGGACAAGAAUGUGGACAAGGCUAUACGUCGAGAUGACGGAUUACUCUAUGUUUUCCGAGGCAAGAAGGUGUUCCGCAAGUUCAAACCAGAGGUAGAGGAAGAAGAUGAUGAUGAUGACUUGGGUCUUUUGGCCUCUCGCAGCGAACUCAAGUCCGAGUCUAUACCCCGCAUCCGCCCUCUGACCCGUUCUUCCAUCAAACCCCGUGUCCUGUUCCCUGAAGCUAGAGCCGCUCCUGUUCCCUGUGAGAAAGAAGAAGAGCCGAGCACCCCGUCAACCAUAGUUGAAGCAGAGGAGGAGCAAGAUGAAGAGCCGGAUGAAGAGCCAGUUGAAGAGUCAGCUGAAACUGCCGACCAACCAGCCACUGCUCAUGCAGAAAAUGGAUCCUCAGAGAACCCAAUCACACCGGAAGGUCAGAUCAUCCAGACAGAUACCCCCUCGUCACCACUUGCUUCUGGACGCUCUCUCCGCUCUCAUGGCCUCAAGGCAGGUUCUGGGCCUGAACAUUGUGAUCCUGACACUCCAACGGCAAAACGCAUCAGCCCCUUUGACAGAUGGCGCAGAGGCAAGUCUCACUCCACGCCCACUAAGACGAAGAAGAGAGGAAUCGAUGGCAACUCCAACCAAACUUCAAAGAAGUCUCGCAGCCACUAA